This is a messenger RNA of Spinacia oleracea (spinach), 1815 nucleotides long. Its product is annotated as mitochondrial phosphate carrier protein 1, mitochondrial. Bases 282 to 1226 code for a protein of 314 amino acids. Gene Ontology annotation, molecular function: phosphate transmembrane transporter activity. Gene Ontology annotation, biological process: mitochondrial phosphate ion transmembrane transport. Lineage: Eukaryota; Viridiplantae; Streptophyta; Magnoliopsida; Caryophyllales; Amaranthaceae. Gene Ontology annotation, cellular component: mitochondrial inner membrane. The transcript has 6 exons. The record is from RefSeq and is a predicted model, not a curated record.
UUUUCCACUUAAACUCUAAACCGUAUGUUAGAACAUGUAACGUGGAACAAUCACAAACGAGAAAAACCAUCACUAUUUUUACAUGUUCGUUCUAAACAUCCUAUUCUUCUCCAAAGUUUCCUCGUUUCAAAAUCUUUGACGUUAACAAAACAAACCCACCUUUCCCCCUUUUUUGAUCUCCCAAGAAUCUGGGGUUCUUUUAUCAAACAAAGAAAAAGAAAGAAUCUUUGGGUUUUUUCAUUCUUUGCCCAGAAAUUUGAACAAAUCUGAAACUUACAAACAUGAGCAUUUUAGAGAGAAUGAGAGGGGUUGAAGGCAGAUUUUGCGAGGAAUUCUCACCAGGGUAUUAUGGUCUUUGCACCGUUGGUGGAAUGCUUAGUGCUGGAACUACCCAUUUGGCGAUUACUCCUCUUGAUGUUCUUAAAGUUAAUAUGCAAGUGAAUCCAAUAAAAUAUAAUAGCAUUUCAUCUGGUUUCUCUACUCUAUGGAGUGAACAUGGUGCUUCUGGUCUUUGGAGAGGUUGGUCAGGGAAGUUUUUCGGGUAUGGGAUACAAGGCGGCUGCAAGUUUGGUCUGUAUGAGUACUUUAAGAAGUUUUACUCGGAUAUGUUAGUAGGCCAAAACAAUAGCAUGGUAUUCUUUUUGAGCGGCGCAUCUGCUCAAGUAUUUGCUGAUGUAGCUCUCUGCCCAUUUGAGUCAAUUAAAGUCCGCGUACAAACACAAACAAACUUUGCCAAGGGUUUAGCUGAUGGAUUUCCUAAAGUGUACCGAGCUGAAGGAUUGUCUGGAUUUUACAAGGGACUUCUUCCACUUUGGGGACGUAAUCUUCCAUUUUCCAUGGUGAUGUUUUCAACAUUUGAGUACUCAGUUGACCUUAUAUAUCGAGAUAUAAUUCAGCGAAAGAAGGAAGACUGCACAAGACUCCAGCAGCUUGGUGUGACUUGCUUGGCGGGGUAUACAGCUGGAGCUAUUGGCACUUUGGUCUCAAAUCCCGCUGAUAAUAUUGUCUCCUCUCUUUACAAUAAAAAAGCUGACUCUGUGGUUCAGGCUGUGAAAAACAUAGGGUUCAUGAAUCUUUUCACUAGGAGUCUGCCUGUUCGAAUUGCACUGGUGGGACCUGUAGUGACUAUGCAGUGGUUUUUCUAUGACAGUAUUAAAAUUCUAAGUGGACUGCCUUCAAGUGGAGGACUCCCCAGACGGCUCGAGGAAUCUCUUUCUGCUGGUUAAAUUCAAAGAGGCUUCCCAUCAACUUGUUUUGCCGUAGACGAAAACAUUAUUAUUUUCUCCACUCGCGAGUUUGUCAGUUGACGAAUGACAAAACGAAGAGAAGGAUGUUUGUACAGAAGUACAGAUUAUAUCAGUGUCCUGCCACUGCUUGUACUGGUUUUAUGAUAGAGUUAUAGAUAUACAGACAGAUAAAGAAAAAAGAGAACUUGCAGCUUAACUGCGUUUAACUGAUGAUUCUGUACAUAAGAAUCUGUCUUGGGCUUGACUUGGACAUAGUCAACCUUUUCAGAAAACCCCUCCCUGGUUCAACACUCUGCAGUCCUGUACUGCAGGUUAAUGUUUAUUACUAUUUACUAGUACCAGUUUUUGAAACAAAUAACCCCAUGUAUCAUGUAUCAUGUAUCAUGUAUCAUGUAUCAUGUAUCAAUGCAUCAUCGUAUCAUGUAUCAUGUAUCAUGUAUCAUGUACCCAACUUUGAGAUCUGAAUAUGCACAAACAAAAUCUAUGGUUGUGAGAGUUGACAGGGCAAGUUGGCCUUAUAUUGGGACCAUGUUAUUCAAAGUCAUAAUUGUAAAGCAACAUAAUCAUU